Molecule: messenger RNA, 1962 nt
Organism: Sorex fumeus (smoky shrew)
Lineage: Eukaryota; Metazoa; Chordata; Mammalia; Eulipotyphla; Soricidae
Gene: MED28
Product: mediator complex subunit 28
Exons: 4
Coding region: 35-571 (178 amino acids)
Cellular component (GO): mediator complex
Source: RefSeq, a predicted model, not a curated record
GGCGCGGUCCGCCCCUUCUGCCGCCUUUUCAAACAUGGCGACUCCGCUGGGAGGCAUGUUCUCCGGCCAGCCGCCGGGCGCCCCGCAGCCCCCGCCGGGGCUCCCUGGCCAGGCUUCCCUUCUCCACGCCGCCACAGGCGCCCCUCGCACUUCCAACAGUACGCUGGUGGACGAGCUGGAGUCUUCUUUCGAGGCUUGCUUUGCUUCCCUUGUGAGCCAGGACUACGUGAAUGGCACCGAUCAGGAAGAAAUCCGAACAGGUGUGGAUCAGUGUAUCCAGAAGUUCUUGGAUAUUGCCAGGCAGACAGAGUGUUUCUUCCUACAGAAAAGAUUGCAGCUGUCUGUGCAGAAACCGGAGCAGGUCAUCAAAGAGGACGUGUCGGAGCUGAGGAACGAGCUGCAGCGGAAGGACGCUCUGGUGCAGAAGCACCUCGCCAAGCUGCGGCACUGGCAGCAGGUGCUGGAGGAGGUGGGCGUGCAGCAGCGGCAGCCCCCCGACGCCCCGCAGGGCUCCCUGGCCUACCUGGAGCAGGCGUCGGCCAACAUCCCCGCACCCAUGAAGCCGAGCUGACCCCCCUCCCCGUUCCCACACGCUCUUCUCCUGGGGUUUUGUGAAUACUGUAGAAAACGGCUUUAGCGUUGGCAAACCCAGCGCGCGCAUCACCCCGUAUUCGUUUGUCCUAUAGCCAAGUGUCGCGUUAGUUUGGGCGGGGGGUUGGGUGGGGGGGUCGUUUUUGUACGCCCUGUCACAUUUCCCUGUUGCUAGUCCGUGUGUCGGCCGGUCUGAGCUGCCCUGUGAAUCGGGCUGAGGAGCUGCUUGCCCGGCCCCUCUCUCAGCCCCUUUCGCGGCCCUUCUGGGCCUUUCUCGGCCGCCUGCGCGUCGGGGCGGGAACGGGUGCGUUGUCUGCCGCCCGCCCUGGAACUUCUACCUCAAGAAAGAGGAAUCUAAUGGUGCACGCGUCUGCGGCUCUCGGAGCCCAGGCUGAGCAUCCGUUCUCCCAGCUUAGUGUAGCAGUGUCGCAGCGGGUCCUUCGCGGAUGCUCCCCUCCCCGGGGGACUUCACGCUGCUGUCGUGUUCCUCUCCUUCGUCUGUCUGGCUGUGUCUAGCUCAGAAGCCGCCUUCUGCCCGGCAGCGCUGGCUCUGGGCCCGUGCAUUGUGCUGGCUUGUUUGGUGUGUUGAGAUUCUUGGUAACGGGGUGGGGUCCCCUCACGACAGACCUCCACAGAGCACGCGGGGGCCCAGCGCAGGGCGGGUCACCUGUCCGGCUCUCCUUGGAUGAGGUCUUCCUCACUCACCAUCUCGUCUCUUGGGUUUCAGCCUUAUGCCCACGUGUGAGCCCCAGUGUGUUUUUGGGGGGUGCUUGCUUUGUUUGCCCCCACGGCUGACUGCCCCUCCCUGCACUCAUCCACCCCUCACGUGGAGGCCACGCAACAUGCAAGCCCUCUGAGCCGCCCGCCAGGACACUGGCGUCCUGUCUCUCCCGCCAGCCUUGCUUGGUUCUCCCCUGGGGUCGUGAGCUGCCUCUGCGUGGCUCACAGGCAUGACUCUGGGUAGGGGGGGAGGGGCUCAGCCCUGCCCUCUCGGUAGGGUCCUAGAUAGACGUCCAGGGCUGCCACGAUUCCCCCUCCGCCUGGAGGGUCUGCAUGUUUGUCUCUUGUCGGUAGGCAUUGUUUUUGUUCGUAUGCAUGUGUGUAUGGUAUAUUGUUUGUGGACAACAAAUGCCAUCAGAUUGUGUGUUUCAAGCAUUUAAAACUUUUUAGUCACACACUCUCAAGGUCCAGCCGCUUUAGAUUUCUGCACUAAACUCUACAUCAACUGAUUUGAGAUGAUCUUUCAAUAAUCAAGGAUGUCUCAACAGAAGGAACUGUGUGUGCUUUAGUGAUUGUAUUUUGUAUGUAUCAUUUGUUGGCUGUUUAUUAAAUUCACUAAUCUGUCAAAUAAAUAAUGAAUUUUUCAUCUUU